This is a messenger RNA of Oreochromis aureus, 5021 nucleotides long. It is a transcript of the gene ccdc66, whose product is annotated as coiled-coil domain containing 66. Gene Ontology annotation, cellular component: microtubule; cilium. The transcript is spliced from 21 exons. The record is from RefSeq and is a predicted model, not a curated record. Lineage: Eukaryota; Metazoa; Chordata; Actinopteri; Cichliformes; Cichlidae. Bases 152 to 2812 code for a protein of 886 amino acids. Gene Ontology annotation, biological process: cilium assembly. Gene Ontology annotation, molecular function: microtubule binding.
ACGAACGUACACUGUUUGUACAUAGAGGAACUAGCAGUUUGGCCAGUCAGAGCCUGACAAAAGCGCUUUUAUAAAGCUGUACGUCAUGUGCUGAGUUUCCACAUCUGGUUUUAUACGGCCCUAGGUAAACGCGUAGCCGUCUUCUGUCGGCAUGAAUCUCGGGGACGGCCUGCUUUUUGAACUUGAAAAUGGAAAACCCAAGUUGAUUUUGCUCAGUCAUGGUGUUGAUAAAAAUCCAGCAAAGCUGUCCUUCAGGCCUAGAGCAGCAAACAUCCUCAGCUGCCGGCAGGCCUCCUGUGUGUCAGAUGUACAGGGGGAGGAGCAUCCACUCCGACAGCUGGCAAUGAGGCACAGAGGGGCCAGGACUAAGGCAGGAGGAGCAGGUGCAUCUGUCACCUCCAAUACUGAAGGGGAGAGUGCCAGCUUGACUUCAAUGAAAACACAUGAUCAUCACAAAGUUGGCGUCGUCAAAGCUGUGGCCAAGGUGAAGUCUGACAGGCAGAAACACAGUAUUACUCUUGGGCCCCUGAGAGCCGGUGAGAAAACGGGACAAGCGGGAAACACUAGGACUCGAGGAGCUGGAAAGGCAGGAUUUAAAGACCCAGCAGCCAGUAAGGAUGCAGCACUGAAGGACAGCAUGGUGUGUCUGACCAAUGAGGAGCUGCAGCACAUCCUCAGCACUGUCCAGACCUCCAGCAACAUGCAGCACCCACCAGAGGAUGACAAGAUUCAAGGAAGCAAUGGAAAUCAAGCAAGCUCAAAGUCUGGCUACUCACAGAAUGGAGGAGGAGGAGGGAAUAUGAAGGAGGAAGACAGAGGAGGAGGGGAGGGAGUAAAGAAAGGAGAUGGAGAAGGAACAGAUUCAAUGGGAACCUCACAACAGAAAGACAACAAGUUGUCUGGAGGUAUGUUCAGCUGGCUGGAAGAGCGACAGUCGGACAGCAAGGCAGCCAUUGAAGCUAAGAAAGCUCAGUGGAAGAAAGAACUCGAUGAACAGGUGGCCUUAAAGCAGCAGCAACAUUCAGCACCCAGCAGACUGCAGGCUGAGGAGGACACACAGAGUGUGUUGUCAGUGCAGAGUUCGAUCGGCCACAAACAGCAGCCGCCAGCCAUCAGAUCCAGCCUCAGACUCGGGGAGGUCACUCCGAUGGAGGAGGAGAUGCUAAGUGUUGAGAGGAGAGAAGAACAGAGGAGGCGCUGGUUGGAGGAGCUGGACCGUCAGAGAGAGGAGAUGACUGAGCGCAGGAGACGAGAGAAAGUGCUGCAGAGUCAGGCGGAGGACCACGAGCUCUGGGCUACACAUUUUGACUCGCUGCAGAGGAGGCCUCCUGUCCAGCCUGCAGCUCCAUCAGCGCUGCCACCGGCUCAGUUCAGCAGCUCUGAACGGGGAGACUGGGAGCCCUUGUCAAGCCUUUCGCUCGUCUGGGAUGCUACGAGCAGCUGUGGAGCAGAUAGUGUCGCAGGAAACAGUGUGGACACAACCCGUGGGUACCCAACCAGGGCCAGCUAUCUGAGGACCAUGACCUCCCUGUUGGAUCCUGCCCAGAUAGAGGAGAGAGAGCAGAGGAGGCUCAAACAGCUUGAACAGCAGCGAGCUAUCGAAGCCCAAGUGGAGGAGCGUCGUCUGCAAAGAGAACGAGAGGAGGCGAAGAGGAGACGGGAGGAGGAGGAAGAAGAGAGGAGGGUGGCGCUGGAAAGGGAAAUGCUGCAGAGACAGUAUGAGAUAGACACACUGAAGGAGAGGGAAAAGGAGCAAUCGAUUGAUCAGGAGGAGCAGCUAAAAAAAAGGAGCAAUGAUGGCAGAUUGCAACAGGCACUGGAGGCCAACGCAGUUACCAGGCAGGCUGAAGAUUUGGAGGACACCAGCACUUCGGCUUUCUCUUACAAAGACGCUGCUGUACAGACAGAAGCUGCUCCUUCUCUCCCGCUCAGAGCUCAGACUCCAGAUGUCUCCGUGCAGCCUCCUCCAUCUCUGCCCACUGCUGCCCCUCCUCCAAACAGCAGGAGCAGAGCAUUGAGAACAGGAAAGGAGAACAUUUGUCUGCCAGCUGGAGGAGACCCAUAUGAGCCGUUUGCCAGGACAGAGAAGAGCAGGAGGGACGAGAGGAGACCUGAGUGGAACACGCAGAGACCAAACCGUCGGUUCGUUCCAGCCUCGGAGCGUUACCCAGCUUCUCUGCAGAGGAACAGACAGGAGAGUCGACUAAAGAGGCAAGCUGAGCUCCUCGCUCUGCAGGAGAGGACCUGUCUGCCGAGGACUGACCCACCUCCUCCUCCUCCACCCCAGGAGCUUCGCCUGUGCCCCAACAUCAUGCAAACCAGAACCAGUCCCACCAGGAAGGUGGAAACCAACUCCAGAGGGCACAUCAUCUCCACAGGCUUAAACACUGAAAGAGGGCGCUCUCCUCCUGUCCCUGCAGUCAAACACAGAGCACAGAGUCAGCAUGCCUCCAAUACUCUUCCUCUGGUCUCGGAGUUCAUUCCUUACGUCAGGACUGAUGAAGUCUUCAACCUGGACCCUCUGGAGGCUGCUGACACUCCUCCACCCCUCACACACUCAGGAGCGCCUCCUCCAUCACAUCGAGACCCCCUCCUCCACCCAGAGCUGCUUCGUAACACCCACACACACCGACAGCAGGAGAUCCUCAGAUGCCUGGCUCAGCUCCGCCAGGGUUUGUUACUGAAGCAGCGGGAGCUAGAGUCAGAUCUGAAUCCUUCCCAAAGUGUCACGACGAGCACCGGAUUCCCUCAACAUCACACCGCACGUGACCUCCGACCUGUGUCAAAUAAAAACCUCAGCACUCUCAUGUGAGUGCAUUUAUUUUGAUACUAUAGAGUCCUUCAGACUUGACGACCUCAGGAGGUCCAGCCCUUGAGGGGACAGAUGAUCAGCGCACUACAAUGUCACAAAUCAGCAGUAGACUCCACUGCACCUAUGACCAGGAGAUAGACAGUUUGUUACUGUUUCACUGUUAAACUAAUCUAACAAUGGAUUCAAGCAACCCCUGAAUGAGUCACUGAGUGUAAUUCUCCAUAAACUCUUCUUCCCACUGCACAAAAGGGAAGAGUAAAUAUUCCAGAGAUGGUUGUAGCUCUCAUGAGCUGCUCAAUUAUAGAAAAACCCAAAUUAAAUCAUUAUUUUUCUUAAUAUUUAAUUUAUUUAACAUUGGGGACACAGCGAUGUUCAAAAUUCUGUUAACGCUGAAAUUGCAACACUGCUUGUCUACCAGCUGGACUGUUGAAAAGGUUCUGGAUGAAUAGGCAUACAAAGUUUGCCCUUUUUUGGGGGGUCAUUCUAAACCAGGGAAGUUUUCUGGAAUAUCCUUAAAAUAUUCCUUUUACAAAAAGAAGAAGCCAGGAAAUGGAGUACUGAACUACAGGUGUCAUGUUUUAAGCAAAAAAAAAAGCACAAUAGUAAUAAAACGGAGUUAAGACAAAUGUUCAUGGUGCAUAAAAGCUGAACUGGUGUGAAUAUGUCAGAGUAAACUGAUCCCUCAGAGCUGCAGAGGGGAGCGGUCCACGAAUCAGACGCCGCGGUGUCUGAGGCUCAGAGCUGAAGACUCUGACGGGAAACUGACCGUCCAGCACUCUGCAGGUGUACUUGACUGCGACAGUGAACCAGUGAUGUGGACGUGGGCACUGAGCAGAUAUGAAAGUCUGAUGAUAAUCGUUUCUCUAUGUUCAGCUAAGAAUCAUAGCUGAAGAUGAAAUCCUUUGUAGUAUCGACGCCCCGCCUACAGACCACCAACAAGGGGUGGCCAUAGACUGUAUAUAAAAGAUGGACAUAGCCACUGUGACAUCACCCAUGUGUUAGCUGAUGUUUUUGAAACUAGGCAUUGCAGAUGGAGUGUGGAUGUAACUAAAAUGCUCGUAGGAUAGCGAAAUGUCAGUCACACACGCCUUAAAACUAUCUUUUUUUUUUUUUUUUUUUUUUUUUUUGAGUCUGAUGGCCAUAAACAUGCAGACUUCAGUUCAAUGUUGCAUUUUUUAUUUGUUUUCUAUGUUUUAAGGUUGGUGCUCAACAUUUAGUGUAGUUUACAUUUAGUUCUACUUAAAAUACUUGAAGGUUUUACUCGCCCCAAAGAAGAUUCUUUAUUAACAGGUUGCUAACAAGACGACAGAAGCUGUCGGGGAACAUUAAGUCUAAUCAAGCCAAACACAGGAGCUCAGUGGUCACGCCCCUAAAGUCAUGUAACUGUAGUGUAGUCUGUUUUGAGUUUAACAGUAAAAUUAGUGAAUUUUACUCAUCUUUCCCACAGAGCCUGUUAUCUGCAAUAAUCAAAACCCGAGCUGUAGCAAUUGCAGCUUCUGUACUGAUCAAUGGGUUGGUUUCACCUCUUAGACCUGGAUGUCCAUCUUUUACAUACAACUCAUCUCUGCUGAGGUUGGUGGUUGAGUUUCAUUGUGGGUAAUGUGAGAAGCUGAUUUUGGAACAAGACGGCAGAAUGAGGUGACGUAUAUCAUCCUGUGGCUUCAGUUUAUUUUUGUGUUUUUCGUUCGUUCCUCACGAGUCCAACGCUAUUAAAUGAGUUAAAGAUAAAAAUCUGCCCCUUUUCUCUGAGGGAGGCUGUUAGAUUUCACAGCCUGAUGGGAAAAUUAAUCAAAUUUUAGUGGCUAAACCUUAAAAACAUGAGGUUUUCUCGAAGAGACACAAAAGUCUCACAAAUUAAAAAAGAAGCAGAGUGAGCCUUUAAAGUUAAUUCAAACAGACAGCACUGAAACUGAAACGCCUCCUCCAAACGGGAAGUCUUUCUCCUGCUGCUCACUGGCUGAGUUUCUUGGUGAAUCGCUUUACAUGAGGAACAUAUUUUAAUGUUUUUAAAUGCACUUUUUUUAUAAGAACGACACGGUACCUGACAACUGUUGAGUUUUUCCAUUUUUCCUGCAGAGAAGUGAGGAACAAAAAAUGUUUCUUUAUUUUCUGCUGCCUAAGAAGCUUUGUGUUUCUGUGUAAUUUUCAUUGUGCUGAUGUAUUUUUUAUUUAUUUUAAAUGUAAUAAAUGUUUGGAGACCUGUGGUUUA